Sardina pilchardus (European sardine) is the source of this 1155-nucleotide messenger RNA. RefSeq lists its product as uncharacterized. NCBI's taxonomy places the organism in Eukaryota, Metazoa, Chordata, Actinopteri, Clupeiformes, Clupeidae. The transcript has 5 exons. The record is from RefSeq and is a predicted model, not a curated record. The coding region runs from base 1 to 1104 and encodes 367 amino acids.
AUGGAGACACUUUCCACACAGUCACAGGAUAACAUAGCUUCCUCACGUAACAGCACUGAUGACAUCAAGGAAUUGGUCAAGGAUGAUCAGAAACUGUCAGACAAACAGGCACAGGACACCAAAACGCCAUCUUUCACUAGUAGCUCAGACAAUGUGCUCCCACACAUUUUUGAUGAACAUGGUGAAAGAGGUACCUCUUUGUCUCACUUAAGUCUCUUAGAGUCCAAUAACUAUGCCUCCUUGGUGUCUAUGCUGGUCAUCCAACUUCUGAAGAAGAUUAAUAGUUUACACCAGAAUAUUGAUCAGAACACACUUCCAGAUGAUGUUCUGGAUAUGUCCAAUGACUUGAUUGUGGAAGUUCUGAAUCAGCUGAAUAUAACUUUUGGCAUCAGAAGUGAUGGACAUCAUCCACAGGAAGUGAAUAUUCACCAAAUUUUCAGAGUUGUUUACAAGGAGCUCACUCAGGACUUUGGGUCUGAAAACAUACUCUGUUCUGCCCUGAAGUCACAAAAUCCAUCUUUGACAUCUUCACUGGUAGAAAAACUGACAAAGGCAAUUGUAAAGACAUGUAGCCCCCCGAGCACACCAGCAUCUGCAUGUCUACCACCAAGUCAAACUGCAAUUGGACCUCAGAAAAAAAGAGAGGAAAAGACAAGGAACAACAUGUUUCCCUUUCGGCUGAAGAUGCCGACAUUCAACUGGAAGAAAUCAAGGAGAGGAGAACUCAGUGACUGCAAGGAUUCUCCUGUUGCAAAGACAAGUUCGUCUAGAGUUCAGGCAAAUGCAUCCUUGUCUGAGUUGAGAGAGUCUCCUGUGUCUGCUGGUCCACUGGAGGUGCCACUGGAGGAAGCGACCGUGGGGUGCUGUUUCUUCAGGAUCCCCAAGUUCAAGCUCUCCUUCAAGAAAUUAAUGAGAGGUGCUAAAGUUGCACAUUGUGACUAUGUCAACUCAAGUGAAGAAACCAACAAUGUGCCAGGCUGUGCAACAUCCUCUCAUGAGAUUCAGCUUGAAAAGACCACUGCUGAGCUCACUGCCUCUGAGGGUCCAACCAAACCAGAAGAGACUGUAUCAGGGCUUGCCAACGCAUCCUCUCUUGAGAUGUGACCUUCUCACUGGAAUCAACUACACCAUCAGAUUAUCUUUUCUACACCUAAA